GACUCGUCAAAGGAGCAGGAUGGGAACAACACAAGAAUCGGACAUUAAGCAGAAAAUGGACGUGGUGAAAGAUUCAGUCAAAGAUAUUGAUGAAGCAUUUGGAAUUAUGGAUGACAAAGUAAAUACUGAGAAGAGGACUGUCAGAAACAGGAGAGAGAGGGAGGAAGAGAAAAAAGGUGAUAUAAAGCAGGUUAAGAAAGAGGAGUUGCUGGAUGACUGGCUUGAAGAAAGGGAGCAAAAGACAACAGAGGAAAGAAUGCAAGAACUUAGAGAAAAACGUCUGAAGAGGUUGCAGGAGAAGACACAGGAGAUGGAGGAGAAGAGAGAAAAAGAAAGAGAGAUUGCAGAGAAACAGCUAGUAAGACAAAGAGAAGUAGAACAAAAAGCUGAAAUGAUCAGGCUGCUGUUGACUGACUCUCAAGGAGAAAGUGAGAAGAAAGAAAUGACCAAAGAAAAGAAGGUAGAAGUGAGGGAAUCAAGUCCAAAUGACAAGAAAGUUUCAGAAUCUGACUGGCAUAGUGAAAUAGAAGUUGAGAAAGUACCCCAAAGACAGAGACUGACUCAGAACUGCACCACAAAUGAGGUUAUUAAGACUGCCUGGGAUGUUGAAAUGGAGAAAAAGAAAGUGUUGCAAUCUGGCAUUGAGUGGGAGCUAAAUAGUUCUAGACUUUUUGGGAUAGAUAAAGACAAGGAAAAUCAGAAAGAAUUGAAUGAAAUGGUCAUUCAGCGAGAGAAGAUUAAGGAAUCAAGACAAAAUUAUAAAUUAAGAGUCUCAGAAUCUGACUGGCAUACUGAAAUAGAGAUGGACAAUGUGCCCCGAAGACAGAGGCCGACUCAGAACUGUGCCACAAAUGAGACUGCCUCGAAUGUCAAAAUGGAUAAAAAGAAAGAGUUGCAAAAUGACAUGAGGAGGGAUAUAAAACAUACUAAAGUUGAAUGGCAGAAUAGCUCUAGACUUCUGGAGAUAGAGAAAGAGAAGAAAGACCAGGAAAGGUGGGCUAGAGAUUGGAAGGAGGAGAUGGCAAAGCAGAAAGAAUUGAAUGAAAUGGUCAUUCAGCAAGAGCACGUGGAAGUGAAGGAAUUAAGCCCAAAUGACAAAUUGAGAGUCUCAGAAUCUAACUGGCAUAGUGAAAAAGAAAUGGGUAACGUGCCCCAAAGACAGAGACCAACUCAGAACUGUGCCACAAAUGUGGUUAUUAAGACUGCCUGUGAAGUUAAAAUGGAUAAAAAGAAAGAAUUGCAAACUGACAUUGAGAGAGAGCUAAAACAUACUGUAGUUGGAUGGCAGAACAGCUCCAGACUUCUGGAGAUAGAGAAAGAGAAGGACAGUCAGAAAAGGUGGGAUAGAGAUUGGGAGGAGGAGAUGGCAAAGCAAAAAGAAUUGAAUGAAAAAGAAGACAGGCAAAAACAACUCAAGAAACAGAGAGAGGAGCAAGAGAGGCAGGAGCAGAAAGAGCUAGAGAAACAGAGGGAAAUGGCCAGACAGAAAGAAAUUGAGAGGCAGAAAGAGCAAGAGAAAGAAAUGAGGAAAGAAAUAGAAAAACAGGUUGAAAUGGAGAAACAGAGAGAACUGGAACGAGAGAAGGAACUGCAGAGAAAGAGAGACAGAAAACAAAAGGAAGAAAUAGAAAAGCAGAGAGUCUUGGAGGAGUUCAACCAGGGGCAACGAAAGGAAGACAACAGAGUUAAGAUGGCAUGGAAGACACAAACCCAUAACAAUGAGAAACCCACCAAGAUUACUGAACAGCAGUUGGUGCAUCAAACGCUGAUUCAAAGCCAAGAGGUGGCAAGUGGUGACCCCUAUGUCUGUGAAUUGCUAGAUAUUGAACCAGACGGUGAGGGCAGUGGUAUCAUACCUUUCUCAGGUAGGCUUAUUCCAAAAUCAGAAAUAGAAGAAGCACGGAGGCAACAGGAGAUGGCAAGUUUGCAUCAGUGUUCAGAGUUCUACUGUAAGACUGACUGUGAUGAAAGUGUCUCAGAGAAGGCUAGGAGACUUGAGAUAGAAAAUUUAAAAAAAGGCAAUGUGGCCUUCAUGCCAUUGAAGACGGAGGAGGAAACCCAGGGAACUACUGAACAGGAAUUACCCCAGGACUUCUCUGAGGGUCCUGACCCAGAAAUGAGACAUGAGGAGGAAGAAACCCGGGGAACUACUGAACAGGAACUAUCCCAGGACUUCUCUGAGGGUCCUGACCCAGAAAUGAGACAUGGGGAGGAAAAAAUGGAUGAGGAGCAAAGUAAGGGGCAGCUUGAGAACACAUCACCCCAUCUGGAUGACACCAAUUCCUCGAAUGAGACAGAAUUGGUAGGUGAAGGUUCAAAGGCCGUCAAAGACAAGAGUGUGAGGAGGAGACUUUUCCACUGGGCAAAUGAAAAAGCAAAAAAGCACUUUGUUGGAAAAAUUGAGAAGACGAUUGUUAGGGAACAGGAAGAGGGAGAUCAACUGCACCACCCAUGGUAUAUGCCAUAUGCUGUCACCAGAGCAGAUAGGGAGAAGGAAAAAAGGAGGGCAUAUUUGAACUACGAGGAUGCACGGCAACAAAUGGAGACAAAAUGGCAUAAGUGGCAGGUCAAUAAGGCUGAGAGGAAGAAGCAGAAAAAGGCUGAACGGGAAAUAUUUGAAAGAGAAUUCAAGGAAUCGUUAGCCGCUUACUAUAACCAUCCAGGGAUGUAUUAUGGCUUCCCUGGUGCUUUUGUGAACAGAUCAGUUGGAUGACUUGGCUCCCAGAGGUGUUUGACUGAGAUACCAGUAAUUAGAUGCUUGUCCAUGUAGGGAAACAAGGCAUCAAUCCACAGCACCUCACUAUUAAAC
This is a messenger RNA of Sardina pilchardus (European sardine), 2809 nucleotides long. RefSeq names its product trichohyalin-like. The transcript is spliced from 3 exons. The coding region runs from base 20 to 2713 and encodes 897 amino acids. The record is from RefSeq and is a predicted model, not a curated record. NCBI's taxonomy places the organism in Eukaryota, Metazoa, Chordata, Actinopteri, Clupeiformes, Clupeidae.